AAUUUCCCUGUUGUUGUUAUGCAAAUCUCAAGAGUCAUUUUUGAUUAAGAUGUUCAGAUGUUCUAGUGGAUUUUAUGCCUACAACUGAUUAAAAUGUGCACUAUUUUAAGAAAAUGAAGGCUCAAGAUUCAGUCGUGUGCAAGAACUGCAAGUGAUUCAUUCUGUCAUGGGCAUCAUGGGCUCUUCACGCAUCGGGUUGAUGCUGAUGUUGCUCGUCAGUGUUCCGGGCUCCACCGGCUCUUGUCCGCGGCCAUGCGCCUGUUACGUGCCCGCUGAAGUUCACUGCACCUUCCGCUCGCUGACCAAGGUGCCCACGGGAAUCUCCACACAAGUUCAGCGCAUUAAUCUUGGGUUUAACACUAUAAAUCACAUCACAGACGUCGCCUUUGGUGGCCUGAGAAAACUGGAGCUGCUGAUGAUGCACGGCAACAAUGUGCAUAAAAUUCCAGAUAGUGCCUUUCAGGAUCUGGUUUCCUUACAGGUGUUAAAAAUAAGCUAUAAUAAACUGCAAGUCAUCACUGGCCACAGUUUCUCUGGUUUGUCAAGCCUUAUGAGGCUCCAUCUGGACCACAAUCGCAUCGAGUUCAUCCACCCUGACGCUUUCAGUGGUCUGACAUCACUGCGGCUGCUUCAUCUCGAGGGAAACCACCUGCAGAAGCUCCAUCCUGCUACAUUCAGCACCUUCACCCUGUUACAGCAGUUUCCCAUGUCCACACUGAAGCACCUGUACCUGUCUGACAACCUUCUGAGCAAUCUGCCCAGAGACAUGCUGAAGAACAUGCCUCAGCUGGAGAACAUCUUCUUAUAUGGGAACCCCUGGAGCUGUGACUGUGCUAUGAGCUGGAUACAGGACUGGAGAACACAUCAUUCAGGUGUGAUGAAAUGUAAGAAGGACAGAACAUUUCUCAGUGGCCAGCUAUGUCCACUGUGCGCCUCUCCUAAACACUUUAAAGGAAAAUAUAUCUCUGAUUUUAAAGAAUUCAUCUGCUCAGGACCAGCCAUCAGGUCUUCAGGAAAGGACAUCUCACAUGAGGAGAACAUCAGUGAACUUCUGCCCAUCGACAGGAUCAAACCACCAUUUGGAAAUAUCUCCCUUACUUUAUCCGAUGAGCAUGGGACUAAAGCGGACAUCAUCUGCCAAAUACUAGAACCAAGAGAGUCCAGUAAAAUCAGCUGGAAUUACACCAAAUCUCUGGAGAUCACUGCAAACAUGAGUCUUUUCUUUGACUUGGAAUGUCCUAUUGAUAGAGACAACUAUGAAAGCUUGUGGAGGCUUCUUGCAUACUACAGCGAAGUGCCUGUGCAUCUACGAAGGGAAAUCAUGUUAACCAAAGAGCCGCAGGUGAGCUACAGAUACAAGCAGGACAUUGAAAAGGACGCCUUCUACUACACUGGAGUCCGAGCCAAUGUUUUAGCCCAACCGUCUUGGCUAAUGCAAUCCUUUAUGAACAUAAAGUUGAACCGGCUCUAUUCCUCUUCUAAGAGCGUGAGGCUUAUUCUUAACACUUAUCUGUCAAUCAAUACAGACAGGGAACUCAUGAGACAGCAGAGGAGAUCUUGGGUCAUGAUUCAACAUAACAAUAAAACCCAAACAACUUUCAGCUCUAUUGUGGGUGGUGUAAUUGAAAUGGACUGCAAUGUGCAAAGCUCUGGGAACGUGGCCAUUCAGUGGAUGUUGCCUGAUGGUUCAGAUAUUAAAGCUGCAUUCAGAACACCUGACAAUAGAGUAUCUGUCUCUAGCACUGGCACGCUUCACAUUAAAUCUGUCAACCACCGAGACUCUGGAGUUUAUUACUGCAUUGCAGAGGUUGUAGGAGAUACUGAUAUUCUGCCUUUCCGUCUUUCCGUUGUGGAGUCGUCAACCCCGCUCACAGGUGAAGAGGUUGGAAGCGCUUUGACUAGAUUUGUUGGCGAGUCUGCUUCUUUGCCUUGUAUUACUAUGGCAGCACCAGAUGCGGUGGUAAAUUGGAUAUUUCCAGAUGGCCGUAUAGUGAAUGCAAAGGCAAACAAUUCCAGGGCCGUAGUCUAUUCCAAUGGGACUCUCUUCAUUCCAAAUAGCCAACUCAACAACAAUGGAUAUCACAAAUGUGUAGCCAUGAAUCAGCAUGGUGUGGAUGUACUGGCAACUAAACUCACGGUCUUGAGAAGGAAACCAAUCCAGCCACUAAAACAGUUUCCCAUUGGACCACAAUCUGUUGCAGGUGUGUCCACUAAGGUAAAAGCCUUUUUGGAGGAAAUGGAAGAAGCUUCUGGAGAUUAUUCCAAUACUCAAGAGAGAAUACUACCAAACAGAAGCUUCAUUAACCAAAGGAGGGGUCCAAAUGCAAGAAAAAAAGGACAGUCAUUUGGCAACGUCCGCCAUAGACGUCCUUUUAGGAAAGGCAUGCACGGAGAGCAAAACCAAAGAAGUGUUAAUACAAAGAACAUAAUAGACCCCCAGAAAUGGGCCGAUAUUUUGGCCAAAAUUCGUGAGAAAACGGCCAACACAUCACGCCACAUUGUCCAGCAUUCUUCACCGGUGAAUUUAGCAAAGCCAGGAACGAUUGACAACACAGAGGGUUCAUCUCCAGAUGGCAUAAAUCCACAAGAAGAACCAAACACUUUCGGCACUCCACACGAAAUGGGUCAUCAUGUUUACAACACUCCAACAAUUACACCUCAGACUGAGGAACAAAACCAUAACAUCAACCAAACUGCUCCUUCAGAGUUAGACACUAGUUCAGACAAAGUGACUUACACCAGAUAUCCCACAGCUGCUUCCGAUUAUGUGAUCACAGAGAUAAAUGUUGCAGAAGGAAGGCAUGUGGGCACCAUAAGUCCACAUGAGCAGACAGAAAAUAACCGAGUAAACUUGGGACCUGUCAUCAAACUGGAGACAGAGAGUGUGGGUAAUAUCUCCAGAACGGGUGGUUUUGAUGCUGGAAAACGUAUUGUCAGCACUUCAUUUACUAAUACUUCAACUGGCAGUAUUAAGCAAGAAGCUCCAACUGCCUCAACACAAUCAAGAGCAAAAGAUCACUGGAGCACUAGGAGGCGUUUCGGAGGCAGGCGGCGCAUAGCAUUAAGAAGGCCAUUCUCAAAAAUUACUACAAGAAGACCAUGGUCAACAUCUACUGUAGCAGAAGUUAAUUUUCAAACUGUAUCAUUGACCACUGAACCUAAAACCCUAGCUGAAGACACAUCGGUUCAUCCAACUACAAGAGCUUCUGUUCAUGUAUACCCCACAACUCCAACUAAAAGCACAUUUGUCUAUCCAACUACUAGAGCUUUCCAGAGGACAUUAACAGAUGGAAUUAAUGAGGAAAAUACCAUAUUUUCUGAUGGGAAAAUUGGUUCAGACAUCCGUUUAGUGAAGCCAAUUGAUUUCCUUGAAAUUCAGGAGACAACUAGCUCUAGAAGUCGCUCUACAUCUCACCCCAUGAGCACUACAAUGGCAACAUUGUCUGGAGUUUUGACUCAGGGAUUAGAAAAUGAAGACACUACUCCAUUAGAAGAGAAAAAGGAUGAAGACAAUGCAUCUGCAGAAGAAAUGGAUGAGAACUUUGUUCCCAUACAUGACGAUCCAACAGAUAAACCUGGCAUUGAAAAUGUCCCACUGACAACUUCUCGGCAGGAAUUUACAAACAUCCUUUCAACUGUGUUACGAACUGAUGCAACAGAAAUUAGCUUAACACUGAACCCAGAUGAUUCUACAUCGGAUGUCUUCCAUGUGCGGGAAUCGCACUUUGAGGAUGUUCUAAGACAGAAUGAUACGUUGGAACUUAGUAGUUCUAGGGAAAAUGUUACUUCUAAAGAAGAAUCUGUAGUCACUCCAGUGCCACCAGAAAAUUAUUUAAUUCUACAACCAAACGAAAGCUUUAAAAAAGAAGAAUCAGUUCAAAACCAUAUAUCAUUUUCCUCAACUACAAAGACAACUGUUGGGAUUCAAAACAAGUCUUUGGCCACAUAUUCACAUCCAAAUGAACGCUUUAAAGAAGGAUUGGUUCAAAACCAAACAUCUAUUCCCUCAACAACAGAGACACCUACAACAUCCAUCAUCUCUGUUGGAAUUCAAACAGGGUCUUUGGAAGCAAGUUCACAAACACCUUUUCUUGCUACUCACAAUGAAAACUCAUUUUCAAAUUCAUUUUCUAAGGAAGACCAAAGGGAACAGUUGGUUCCAAAGCAUGAACCUUUGAUUGUUCCUGCAACAUUUAUAGAUACUUCAACCACAAUUACAUCUGCAGUAACAACAACCAUAAUUCCCACUACAACCCAACUCAUUAAAAUAACAACACUACCUACAGCAACCACUUUACUUUCUACAACCACCACAACACCUGCUAACCCGUUAACUUCCAGCCUUCCCUUACCAGACAACAAAAUCCCAAUUUACUCAAGAAAUCCUGCAACAAACUACAUAGAUGCCAGACACAGUAUUAGAAUUCCCAGCACAAAUAAUAGGUAUCCUUUCUAUCACAGUAGAAAUCCUUCUGUAGUUUUUAGGCCCAAUAUCAUCAGAACACCUUCCGAGAUCACCUCAUCUGUGGAUUUAAGAUCUGUCAACAACAUCAAAUCAACGACAACACCGAAAAUAUUGACCACAACCAGCUCAAAUCCCACAAAUACCUCAAGAACCAGACAGCCAAACAACCAGAUUCAGAUCCAUGGGGAAUCCAUAAACAGACAGUCGAGCACAGUUCUUUUACCUCAACGACCCCAAACUCCAGCUGUCCUGCCAAUGAGACCCAGAAUUACUACUGCCAAACUCCACACCAUCACUGUGAAUGCUGGAACAGAUGUGCAACUGCUGUGUGAUUCAGUGGGGGAGCCCAAACCAUUCCUGACCUGGACUAAAGUUUCCACAGGAGCCAUCAUAUCAGCAAAUACCAGAAUCCAGCGGUUUGAGGUCCUGUCCAAUGGGACAUUUAUCAUCCACAAUGUCCAGCUUCAGGACCACGGCCAGUAUAUGUGCAGUGCUCGAAAUCUAUACGGCAUUGAUAAGAUGACAGUGACCCUGGUGGUCUCUGUGCACAUGCCCAGAAUCACACUUCCACGUCAUCAAGAUAUGACUGUUUAUCUCGGAAACAGUGCUCUUAUGGAAUGCCAGGCGCAGGGUCUCCCGACCCCAAACAUCAGCUGGGUGCUGCCCGACCGCUCAGUGGUGCGUUCUGUUAGCAGUACGGAUCAGAGGGUUAUGCUUCACGCAAAUGGAACUCUUCAAAUCAAGCACACUAACUACCCGGACAGGGGCAUCUACAAAUGCAUAGCAAGCAAUGUUGCUGGGACCGACAUGCUGUCAGUGAGGCUCCAAAUUUCAGCGUUGCCUUCCAUGAUUCAGGAACAGCGCUGGGAAAACUAUACGGUCCAUGAUGGUGAGGAAGUGUACAUCCACUGUACUGCUGAGGGUGCGCCAAGUCCAGCUAUACGAUGGGUCACCAUGAGUGGCGCACAAAUUCGUCCCUCACAAUUCGUCAAUGGCAACUUGUACGUUUUCCCCAAUGGGACACUGUAUAUCCGCAAUCCAAAAGAAAAGGAUUCUGGGAAUUAUGAGUGUGUAGCUGUGAAUUCUGUGGGUGUGUCUAGAAGAACUGUGAGUUUACUAGUGAAAAGAAAUUCAUCAACGGCCAAAAUCAUGUCCACCCCUUCACAGAGUACAGAUGUGAGCUACGGAGACCAGUUGAGUCUGAACUGCACCGCCACUGGAAGCCCCAAUUCCAGGAUCAUCUGGAGGACUCCAUCUAAAAAACUGGUUGAUGUACAUUACAGCUUUGAUCGUAGGAUAAAAGUGCUCAGUAAUGGCACCCUGACUAUCAAAUCAGUGACACACAGGGAUGAGGGUGACUAUCUGUGUGUCGCCAGAAACAAAAUGGGAGAUGUUUACAUUCUUUUUAAAGUCAACGUGAUCAUGAAAGUCGCCAAAAUCGAGCACAAGCCACUAAGCAAUCACAAGGUAUCAUAUGGAGGCGAGCUGAUGGUUGACUGCAUCGCUUCUGGUCUUCCAAACCCAGAGAUCUCGUGGAGUCUUCCAGAUGGUACGAUGGUCAACAACAUCCUGCAGUCCAAUGACAACUGGAUCCGCGGCAAGAGAUAUGUCGUGUUUGACAAUGGCACGCUGUAUUUCAAUGAGGUGGGAAUGAAAGAGGAAGGUGACUACACAUGCUACGCCGAGAAUCAGAUUGGAAAGGAUGAAAUGAAAGUUCACAUCAAGGUGGUGGCAGAUGCGCCAGUAAUUCGGAAUAAUACUUACAAUGUCAUCAAAGUUCCUUACGGGGAGACGGUCGUCCUCAAUUGCAGUGCGAAAGGAGAACCUGCUCCUACCAUAACAUGGAUGUCACCAUCAAGUCACAUCAUAUUGCCAGUAUCAGACAAGUACAAAGUCGCCAAUGAUGGGAUGCUGCGCAUCCAGAAGAUCCAGAGGUUUGACGCAGGGAAUUACACUUGCUCGGCUAGGAACGUUGCAGGAGUGAACAGGAAAGUUAUUCAUGUAGAAGUCCUUGUGUCUGGACCUGUCAUCAAUGGAUUGAAGAGUCCCAGCACCAUCAAAAGAACUGCCUCGAAAGAUGAGCAUGUACUUGUAGACUGCAAAGCUGAGGGAAAUCCAGUUCCACAGAUCACAUGGGUACUCCCGGACAAUGUUGUCCUGCCUGCACCAUACUACGGCUCAAGAAUCACAGUUCAUCGCAAUGGUACGCUGGAUAUCCGUGCUGUACGGAAAAGCGAUUCUGCUGUGUUUCUCUGCAUUGCACGCAAUGAAGGAGGAGAAGCAAAUCUCCAGGUUCAACUUGAUGUGACUGAAGAUAUUGAGAAACCACGGCUGAGAAGUUUGCCUACGGAAACCGUCCCAUUGACUGAUGGAAUACUAGUGAGCUUAAACUGUUCCAUAGAUGGAAAACCCAAACCAGAGAUCACCUGGAUUCUCCCCAAUGGAACGUCUCUCCUCAGUGGAACUGGUAUUUUCCGCUUCCAUCAUCGGCUUGAUGGAACUUUACUCAUUAGGGAACCUUCCGUUUCAGAGGUGGGCCGGUAUCGUUGCAUAGGGCAUAACAGUGCUGGUUACGUCGAAAGGACUGUGAUGUUGGAGUCGAGCAGAAAACCUGACAUAAUUAACAAGUACAGCUCACUGGUUAGAAUCAUAAGUGGCGAGAAUUUGCAGCUAAACUGUUUGUCAAGUGGAAAUCCGUUGCCCAAGCUGACAUGGACUUUGCCGAAUGGAGUCGUCCUAACCAGACCAAUGCAAACAGGACGCUACGCUGUUCUCAAUAACGGUACGUUGACUGUUCAAAGGGCAUCCGUCUAUGACAGGGGAACAUACCUCUGCCAGACUACUAACGAACAUGGAUCUUCAAGUCUGACAGUUUCUAUCAUCGUAAUAGCGUAUCCUCCUCGCAUCACCAGUGGACCUGCGGCAGUUACCUACACCAGACCAGGUGUGGCGGUUCAGUUAAACUGUCUCUCUCUCGCCACGCCGAAGGCUGAGGUGGUUUGGGAAAUGCCGGAUGGACUGCAGUUCAAGGUUGGUGCCCAGCCUCGUCUCUAUGGCAACAAGUAUCUCCACCCACAAGGCUCAUUAAUUAUUCAGAACCCAUCGAGCAGAGACAAUGGCUUCUAUAAGUGCACGGCCAAAAAUGUGGUGGGUAGUGACAGCAAAGGAACAUAUGUGUAUGUGUUUUGAUGUAAAGUGAUUCAUUUUGCAGACGCACCCAUAAAACUGCGAUUAGUUAGUGCAGACGAUACUGUUUAUACAUAGAAAAGAGGUCUUUUAAAAAUAUAGUAUAUGUUUAUUUAACAUUUUCUACUGGCUUUCUUGUAAAUAAAGUAUGAUGUUUAAUCCACUUUAAAUGAAGCAACUCUGGAGUGAGAAGUAUAUUGAAGAGCAGAUACAUGCGACGGCAGAAAGCUACGCAUAUGUUCACAAAAUUGGAACCGAACGGCCGGCAUACACAAAGCUCUACAAAUCUUUCACCCCUUGCAUUUUUGGUUAUUAUAAUUUUGGCCAAUCUGCCUGAUCUCAUGAAAAUGAAGUGACUGCGGCAACGUUGUUUUAAAAUAUUACGAUUUUCAUUGCAUAUAUCGCUGCAGUUUUGAGGUGAAAUGUCCACUGUGUGAUGCUAAAAGCGAGUUAAAUGUUCACCCAAGCAGAUGAGAUUUUCAAGGUAAAUGCUUUAUCUAGUUUUAAAUCAACAAAACCGGCCUCCCUACUCUAAACCUUAAACCUAAACCUAACCGAUAGUGUCAGAAAAAGCAAAUAUGAGAUGAAAAACACAAAGUGUCAUUUUGUGGUGCUUCUAUGACACUUUGGGCUAACAUGUGGACUCGCGUGUUCUUCAGGACUCGUAUCCUGCUCCUACACAUCAUAAGUGUAAUGCUCUAUCAGUCAAGCUACUGCAAAAUCAUGUUGUCAUCACAACAACAUUCCACAGUCAAUAUGGCCAAUUUAUACCAGACCAGCUUCUACGAUUGUCAAAAUCACGGUGACUGACUAGUUAUUUCCAUAGUUCAAAUGUUGACCCAAUCUAACUAAAGAGAUUGAAAUCUGCUUCCACUCCACCGGCACAGAGAGAGAGAGACUGGCUAUACACCAUUAUAUUCACAGUUCACACAUACCUUUGACGGGGACGCUGUCUUCAGUUUCGGAUACUUCUGGAACACUGUUGGUUCAACUGCGUGUUCUUGUGUAUCAGUCCCUCUUUUUUAUGUGUCUUAAAUCAUUUGACAGUCUUUUAUUGUUUGUGUCUGCAUUCAACAAUGUCACACAAGCACAAUAUGCCCUGUGUUUUAUAAUGCAUAUUGCAUUCGACAUUGUGUGUCUUGAAGAGGUAAGGGUUAACGUCAUUUCCUCAUCCGCAAUAAUAGGAUACAAAGCAAUAUUUGACUUUAUGACUGAUCUUUGAUAUCUUACCUUACUGUGAAUUAAGACAAAUUUUCCUCUUUUAAGAAGAAGAACACGAAACCCACGUAGGUUUUAAAUCAACGUUAUUUUACUUGAUUAGCCUGAUAACAUUGUGCAAACAGUAAAUGGUCAUUCUAUGAUAUCAUAUAAGUCAUAUCAUGCAAGUUAUAACUACUUACAUAAACAUCUGUACUUGUUGAGAACGGAACAUCUCCUUAUGGUUCAACAUGCGUCUACAAAACAACACACAGGCCCUCAUCCACUUUCAUUCAUUUCUAGCUUGUUUUAUUCAUGUUCCGGGGGUAAUGUAGAAAUGUGGUUAGAUGGACCGAUCAGACGUCUGCAUAUUUUCACUUUUCUUAGUGCAAAAGGCAAAAUGGCACGUUUACCUAUUUAAAUGAAUAUCAGAUGCCGAAUUAUAGUCUUUAUCAGGAAUAUACUUCAACGUCUGUUGUUGUUUAUGCAAGAGGACUUGCUAUUGGCUGUUGGUAUUGCAUAAUUAAUGAGGUACAUCUGUGCAGGAUUUGGGGACUGUUUGGUGUUAUUAAUUAACAUUUAAAAAUGAUGGGGGUUAUAGUUCUGUUUUAAGUUCUGUUUAAUGUUAAUUAUGUCAUGUUAUGUUAUGAUAGGGGUUUAUUUUUUUGUUACCAUGGGUGAGAUUAGUGUUCCUCUGAGUUAGCUGUGAUACUGUUUAAAAGAAUGAUAGUGUAAACAAAUGUUUUUGUAACUCUGAAUCAAUUAACUGUUUGUUUAUAAAAAUUAUUUCCAACUUCAGAGUGUUUGAAACUCCUCACGCUGGUGACACCUGAUGGUAAAAUCAGAUUUGGUUAAUUUGAAACGUGCACCAAAACAUUUGUUUGAGGCAAAUGAUUUUUUUGAGUUUCAAAGCGUGUACUGCAAGUGUUCAUUACUCGUUUAAAUUAGCUGAAGCCUGGCUUAUUGAUUGCUUGAGCAAGACAUAGUUUGAUCUUUGUUGUUUAUCAAGAACAGGAAAGCAAUGUAUUUGUUUCUGUUCAGUCAAUUCCCAUGCUUUACUACUUUUAAUGCGUGCGCCAGAAGUGCUCAUAUUUUUAUGUCAGCUGAAGUUCAUUUGAGGUUUAGCCCCCCCCGCCAUUAAUCACAUUUAAAUCCAUUCCUUAGAAUUGCACAGAUUUUCUCCAUAAACAGAGCAGACAAUGAAAAAAACAAUCUACAGAUUCUGUCUGGGCCUGCUGAUGGGAACAAAUGAUGAAUUCUGUGUGUCCUUCGGGAAAAAAAAAAAAUCCAUACUAAUAAAAUUAACUCAUAAUUGGUACACAAUAAAUUACUGUCUCAAAACUCACAACCUCAUGUGCCCUUGUCUACACAAGCAACGUCCUGACUGAAAUGGACCCUCAUAAUAUCACAAUGAAACCUUAUUUUUUACUGAAGUUAAAGUGUGCAUCACAUACAUAAUGCAUUUAUGGAACUCCCUUAUGAUUCAAACAUGCAUGUAAUGUUAUACGAUUUGAAAUUGCCUUUGCAUCUGAGCACAUCUGAUGCCAAAAAGCUCUCUAGAUUGGCAGAUUGUGGGUCUUAGCUACUGUUUAACUGAUAGGUGUUUGGCUUACAUGAAAAUGUAGUGGGGGAAAACAGUUUUAUUGAAUUAAAUCAGGAAUUUCUUCCAGUGCACAUUAGGGUUAGGCCAUAUGCAGUGUUUCUUAUCCCUAAAAUAAUUCUGUUUUCUCGCACAUAAACAACAAUGUACAGUUUUGUAAACAGCAACUAGCAGUAUCUUGCAUUAGCAUGGAAAUUGUGUUGAAAUGAAGUCUCUGUAACUAACGUACCCACUUCAGAACUGUCAACAAGUGGUGUCAUUGCAAUAUUGUACAUGAGAAUGAAAGGUGUUCACUUCUAAAUGCAAAACACAACUAAUUGAACUGUUUAAGUCUGUAUAUCAUCUCUUACAAUUGUUAACAUUUAUUUUCAUCAGCUUCUCUUGAAAUCAUAAUUACAUAAUUGAAUAAACAUUUUAUUAUUUAUGAA
Myxocyprinus asiaticus (Chinese sucker) is the source of this 10876-nucleotide messenger RNA. Its product is annotated as matrix-remodeling-associated protein 5-like. The transcript is spliced from 7 exons. The coding region runs from base 167 to 7654 and encodes 2495 amino acids. Gene Ontology annotation, cellular component: extracellular region. The record is from RefSeq and is a predicted model, not a curated record. Lineage: Eukaryota; Metazoa; Chordata; Actinopteri; Cypriniformes; Catostomidae. Gene Ontology annotation, molecular function: protein binding.